AUGGCGGGGCGGCCUCCCGGGGAGGGGGGGACACCCCUGGGCGGCCCCGGCGGCGGGGAGAGCGGGCGAGGGGGGCUCCCGCCGAACUACAGCUCCCACAAGGCCAACCGCGGCCUCUCGCCGCCCGCCAACGCCGCCCGCCGCGGCCGCACCGGAACUACGCGGACCACAAUGCACCGCGGCGGCGGCGCCGCGCCGGAACUACCCGCCCCACACUGCGCUGCGCCCCCGCCCCUGCCGACUACCGCUCCCGGGGCGCCGCGGCAGGCCAAGCCCCUCGCGGCAGGCCACGCCCCUCCCUCCCGUGAGGCGCCGCGCGGCGAGAUCUCGCGAGAUGCGGCUGGCGGGAGGCGGUGCGGCCGUUACUCUGUCGGCCGUUCCGCCGCCAUGGCCGACAGCCGUCUCCGGGCCCGCCGCGGCCUCAGGCGCAGCGGCCGUUACCCGGCACGGACAGCGGCGAAGGCCAUAUCUGAUUCAGGAAAGGACAACUCUGGCAGAAGCACCUUGGUGAAGCAGAGACCGGCUGUGUUCCCUGAUCUCGGCAAUGACACGCCACGGAUUAUGCUCAAGAGAAUCAUCCGGACCCAACCUCAAGUUUCACCUCUAGCACCUCAGAUAUCUACAUAUGAAGAAACAGAAGAAGCUCGAUCAGAACUCCCAUCGAAGAGGAUUUCUAGCACGGUGGAAAUGCAACUGCCAGACCUUGUUCCUGAGCACACGUCUAUCGCCACAUUCCAUAUGACUAAGAAGAGAAAGAAACUCAGCAUUUCUGAAUUUGAGAGAGCGGCAGACAAACGGCUUCCCCAAAACCAAGCUCAGUCAACAUUGGACAGCACUGCUUUAGCUCGAUCCCUUCGCAUGUCUCUUGGUUCCUUGAUCGCACCAGACACUGUUGAAAAGAGAGGCUUGCUGCGGAGGCCAAAAAGUCGCAAAGCUAUUGACGUGGAAGCUUUUGAAGGUGGAGUGGAACAGAACAUGCUGAAGAGAAAAGCAGAGGACUAUCUUCUGGAUUCACAUACAGCAUCUGGGAUUCAAACAGCCCCGCUGACGAGUGAUGCGGAAAUCAUGCUGAAUAACACAGAGCUCUUCGUUCAGCCUCAGUUUGAUGAACAGAGCCAAAAUAAGCUUUCUGCUCUUGAACCACAGCUAUUGGAUUCAAAAACUUCAGCCCAGAGAAGCAAGAUUUCUGAUGCAGCUCAAGAGGAAGCAGGGCUGGUGGGCCUGGUAUCCAGUGUGGGCACAAAUGAGGGAAGGACCCAAAGAUAUUCUGAGGACUUAAUCCUUGAUCGUGAGCAUGUUGACAGAAUGACUCAUUUAUCUCCAAAAACACCCACAAACCAGCGAGAAGAUAAGCAAGAUCAUUCCCGGCGGAGUAACCCAAUGGAGCAGCUUUCUGUUUCGGAAGAGGUGGUGGUUGGCACUGCAGAGCAUCACGCAAAUGCUGGAUAUUCUGAACAUUUGGAGAAAAAACUGACCAAAAAAGCAGAAUUGCAGAUAGCCACUGCACAGGAUGCCAGAGUCGAAACAGAAAUGGCCCCUUCGGAAGAGGGAGUAGCAGAAGGCAUUGUUGAACACCAAGGCUCUCCCGAAGCUGAGCAGGAGAUUGUCGAAGGUGUUGGAGCUGGAAGUCUGGGCAGGCAUUCUCAUGCUUUUUCGUCCUCUGGAAAAUCUGGGAUGAAGCCAUUAAAAGAAGCUGUUGAACAAGCAGAUGAACUAGAGGACCAGGCUAUCAUGGUAGAAUUCGGUAGUCCAGGAGAAGUGCCUACUGAGGAUGAAGCUGAAGACGCUGAGAGUGAAGAAGUUUCCAUGAAGACACCUGCGUUUGUCCGUGCUGCAGCCUACAAGCUACCGCUGUCAACUCCGCGUCUGGCAAAGCCUGCUGCUCCCAAGUCUCCCCUGCAGCCGCUGCGGGCUAAGCCAGUUCCAAAGAGCUCGGGAGCAUCACGGAGGAAAACAUGUGAGCCUGCAGUUGCAAGUAGUUUGAUAAAGAACUUAUUUAGCCAUUACGUGAAAAUGCCAGUGUCCAGGGAGGCAUUCAAAAUUGUUGAAAAAUGCUCUGAGAGAUACUUCAAGCAGCUAAGCAGCGAUCUGGAAGCUUACAGCAGCCAUGCACGGAGGAAGACGGUGGAGAUGGCUGACCUGGAACUCCUCAUGAGAAGGCAAGGGCUGGUGACAGACAAGAUGCCGUUGCACGUGCUGAUAGAGCAUUACCUCCCCCUGGAGUACAGGAAGCUCCUGAUUCCGGUUGCUGUGAGUGGAAAUAAAGUGAUCCCCUGCAAAUGAAUGUGCCCCCCGGCAGCGAUGGCCCGGGUGGGUGGGAAGGUGGCCUGCUCACAGGGGCUGGUGUAACUCUUCCGUGUAACCGUUCCGUGUGACGGUUUUCCACAACGAACUGGUGGGGCAAUGAACAGUCGGUGGAUGUUCUCCUGAAUUGAGGCGGGUUGUGCCGUGGCUGUACGCCAGCCUGCUGGACUUCACCAACUGCUAUUACAAGUAAUUUAACUAUCCUGAGCUUUUUGUUACCUUUGAAUACUUGUACAGCUCUGAUAAAUAAAAUAUUGCAUGUAUUCUGCA
This is a messenger RNA of Grus americana (Whooping crane), 2574 nucleotides long. RefSeq names its product centromere protein T (gene CENPT). Gene Ontology annotation, cellular component: kinetochore. NCBI's taxonomy places the organism in Eukaryota, Metazoa, Chordata, Aves, Gruiformes, Gruidae. The record is from RefSeq and is a predicted model, not a curated record. Gene Ontology annotation, biological process: chromosome segregation; mitotic cell cycle; kinetochore assembly. Gene Ontology annotation, molecular function: DNA binding; protein heterodimerization activity.